AUGCUGUCUUUGAUCGGCUCUUCGCUCCUCCAUCCCUCCAAGCGCGCUCAGCUCUUGGAGAGGGCCAAUGCGAAACUCGGUGCUAAGCUCGCCUCCAUCGAUGCCGUUUACAUUCAUUUCGUCAGUUCGGCUUCGCAACAGGCCGACGCCGUCCUCGCCGAUGCCAACAGCCCGCAGCGCAACGUCCUCGACAGCCUUCUCGUGUACGGUGACAAUGUCGAUCUCGCCCACACCCGCCCCGCUGUCGAAGCCAUCCUCACUGGCAGCGCUGCCUCGGCUCAGCAGACCGUGCUCUUCGUGCUGCCACGUCCUGGAAGCAUCUCUCCCUGGUCCAGCAAGGCAACCGACAUUGCUCGCAUGUGCACCCUCAAGGACCACGUCGACCGCAUCGAGCGCGGAAUCGCCUACGUUCUCGAGCCUGCUUCCGGCUCUGCCCUCGAAGCUGCCCACAUUGCCCAAGUGCACGACCUCCUUCACGACCGCAUGACCCAAAUCAUCUCGGCCGUACCGCCCACUGCCGAUGCGCUCUUCCACAAGGCGCAACCUGCUCCGCUCACCCACGUCGACCUUCUCGGCUCAGACGGCACAUCCGAUCGCACCGUCGCCAAGCAGCGUCUCGUCGAUGCAAACGACAAGCUCGGCCUUGCCCUCGCCAACGACGAAAUCGACUAUCUCGUCGAUGCCUUUAUCGCCGGCAAAGGCGAUGGCUCCGAUGCUCUCCGUCGCAACCCCACCGAUGUCGAGCUCUUCAUGUUUGCUCAGGUCAACUCUGAGCAUUGCCGUCACAAGAUCUUCAACGCCGACUGGACCAUCGACGGCAAGACUAUGCCCAACACCCUCUUUGGCAUGAUCCGCAACACCCACAAACUCCACCCGCAGCACACCAUCAGCGCCUACUCGGACAAUGCCGCUGUCAUCGAGGGCUACGAAGCCACCCGUUUUGCGCCCUCCCCUGCUGGUGCACUGACUGUCUACCAAGGCGUCAAAGAGCCAAUGCCUUUCCUCGCCAAGGUCGAAACCCACAACCACCCCACCGCCGUCUCGCCGUACCCUGGUGCCGCCACCGGUUCCGGAGGUGAGAUCCGUGACGAGGGUGCCGUCGGGCGCGGUUCCAAGCCCAAAGCCGGUCUCGUCGGCUUCAUGACCAGCAAUUUGUUGCUCGAAGGCGAUGGACGUCAGCCUUGGGAGGAGGACUUCGGCAAACCUUCGCACAUUUCGAGCGCCUACGACAUCAUGAUCGACGGUCCGCUCGGCAGCUCUGCUUUCAACAACGAGUUUGGUCGUCCCGGUCUCAGCGGUUUCUGGCGAACCUGGUCCGAGCGCGUCCCCAUCUCGGAUGGCGAGACCGAAGUGCGUGGCUACCACAAACCCAUCAUGCUGGCCGGUGGACUCGGAAACGUUCGUCCCAAGAAUGCGCUCAAAUCUCGUAUCACACCCGAUGCCGCCAUCAUCGUGCUCGGUGGUCCAGGCAUGCUCAUCGGUCUUGGCGGCGGUGCUGCCUCGUCCAUGGCCAGUGGCAGCUCGUCGCGUGCUGCGCUCGACUUUGCUUCGGUGCAGCGUGACAACCCAGAGAUGCAGAGACGCUGUCAGCAGGUCAUCGACGCGUGCACUGCGCUCAGCGACGCUCCCGGCAGCAUCGAGGGCCGAGUAGGCGAAGGCAACCCGAUCCAGUCGAUCCACGACGUCGGUGCCGGUGGUAUCAGCAACGCGCUGCCCGAACUGGUCCACGAUGCCGGUCUGGGUGCACGCUUCGAGAUCCGCGACGUGCUCGUUGACGAUCCGUCCAUGAGCCCCAUGGAGAUCUGGUGCAACGAGUCGCAGGAGCGUUACGUCCUUGCCGUCGGCCAGGAGGACCUUCCGCGCUUCGAGGCCAUCGCAAAGCGAGAGCGAUGCCCUUACUCCGUCGUCGGACGUGCCACCGUGGAGCAGGAGCUUGUCGUCACCGACCGUUUGCUCGGAGGUACACCCAUCCACCUGCCCAUGCCCAUUCUCUUCGGCAAGCCUCCCAAGAUCGCACGUCAGGCUAACAGCGCGCAGCCGCUCCGUAUUCCAUUUGAUUCGACGCUCACGUCGUACCUGCCCGACUUGCAGAAGGAUCCCGUCAAGAUGUUUGCCGAGGCUGUAGACCGAGUGCUCCACCUUCCCACCGUUGCUUCCAAGAACUUCUUGAUCACCAUCGGCGACCGCAGCAUCACCGGUCUCGUGGCUCGCGACCAGAUGGUCGGCCCAUACCAGGUGCCCGUGGCCGACGUUGCGGUGACACGCACCUCGUACGGCUUCGACGAGAGUCUCACCGGUGAGGCUGUUGCCUCGGGCGAGCGCACUCCGCUUGCCCUGAUUAGCGCCGCCGCUUCCGCUCGCAUGGCCGUCGCCGAGUCGCUCACCAACAUCGCUGCUGCCAGCAUCGAGAGCCUCGAACGUAUCAAGCUCUCUGCCAACUGGAUGUGCGCCGCGAGCCACUCGGACGAGGGCGCUCGCCUGUACGAAGCCGUGCAGGCCAUCGGUCUCGACCUGUGCCCCAAACUCGGUCUCGCCAUCCCUGUCGGUAAGGAUUCCAUGUCGAUGAAGAUGGCCUGGGAGUCGGCGCAAGGCGAGAAGCGCGAGGUGACCGCACCGCUUUCGCUGACGGUGACUGCCUUUGGUCCUGUCGACGACAUCACCCGCACCUGGACUCCUCAGCUCCGCACCGACGUCGACGACACGGUGCUGCUCUUCGUCGACCUCGCUGCCGGCAAGCAGCGUCUGGGCGGUUCGUGUCUGGCUCAGGUCUUCCGUCAGCUCGGUCACGAAGCACCGGAUGUGGUGGACGCUGCUGUGCUCAAGGCGUUCUUCGAGGCGUGCUACACGCUCAAGCAGCUGCGUGUGCAGAAGCGCGACGACGGCAGCCUCGUGCUCGCCUACCACGACCGAUCCGACGGUGGUCUCAUUACGGCCAUCCUCGAGAUGUGCUUUGCUGGUCAUUGCGGCGCCGAGGUGUUUGUCGAUGCGCUCGACGCUGAGCUGCGCGACCCUGUGGCGGCUCUGUUCAACGAGGAGCUCGGUGCUGUCAUGCAGGUCAAGGCGGGCGAUGUCAAGGCGGUCUCGGCCGUGUUGACCGCUGCCGGUGUACCGUCCAACCAGCUCCACGUCGUCGGUCGCGUGACACCCGACUCGCAAGAGAUCAAGGUGGUGGCCCGAUCUCAACCUUUGCUUUCCUCGACGCGAGCUACGCUGCAAAAGGCGUGGGCCGAAACGUCGUUCCGCAUGCAGAGUCUGCGAGACAACCCGGAGAACGCAGCCACCGAGUACAGCCUGAUCACCGACGAGCCCACGUCAGCCGCCGCCUUGCGGUACGAUCUCACAUACAACCCUCGCGAAGACGUCCUCGGCGCCUCGGUCAUCCAAGCCGCGCUUGAGACUCGACCCAAGGUCGCCAUCCUCCGCGAGCAGGGUGUCAACGGCCAGAUCGAGAUGGCCUGGGCCUUCACGCGCGCCGGCUUCUGCGCGGUCGACGUUCACAUGUCCGACCUCGUCGAAGGCCGGGUCACCCUGGAUCAGUUUGUCGGUCUUGCCGCCUGCGGAGGAUUCUCGUUCGGCGACGUCCUGGGCGCAGGUAGCGGAUGGGCCAAAUCCAUCCUGCUCAACCCUAGCGUCAAGGCGCAGUUCGUCGACUUCUUCCAGAACCGCAAAGACACAUUUGCGCUGGGUGUGUGCAACGGCUGUCAGUUGCUUUCGCAGCUCGGCGUCGCCGGGUUGAUCCCGGAAGCCGACAAGUGGCCUCUGUUCAAACCGAACGAGUCCGGUCGCUUCGAAGGUCGACUUUCCACCGUCGAGAUCACCAAGACCGGCGGAGCCAACUCGAUCUUCCUGAGCGACAUGGCGGGGUCGGUGCUGCCCGCGAUCAUCGCUCACGGAGAAGGUCGUGCGCACUUCCGCAACGAGGGCGACCUGGAAGCGUGCAAGGCGCAGGGACAGAUCGCUAUGCAGUACGUCGACCAGCGCUACCCGAUCAACCCGAACGGCUCGCCCGAGGGUGUUACGGCCAUCACGGCGAACCAGGGCAGGGUGCUGGCGUUGAUGCCUCAUCCGGAACGUGGUGUGGCGUUGUCGAGCAUGAGCUGGGCUCCGCAGGAGGCGUACGCGAGGGGAGAGAAGGGUUGGUCGGGUAAAGGACCGUGGUUCAGGAUGUUUGAGAAUGCUAGGAAAUGGGUUGGUCAGCAGAAGUAG
This is a messenger RNA of Pseudozyma hubeiensis SY62, 4206 nucleotides long. RefSeq lists its product as hypothetical. Gene Ontology annotation, biological process: 'de novo' IMP biosynthetic process. Gene Ontology annotation, molecular function: phosphoribosylformylglycinamidine synthase activity. The coding region runs from base 1 to 4206 and encodes 1401 amino acids. NCBI's taxonomy places the organism in Eukaryota, Fungi, Basidiomycota, Ustilaginomycetes, Ustilaginales, Ustilaginaceae. The transcript has a single exon. The record is from RefSeq and is a predicted model, not a curated record.